UCAUGCGAGCUACGAACACGACAGCGGAUUGCGGAGUGAUGUAAACAACGGAGCGGACAGGAGUUGAUACUGGGUAGCUCUAACAAUUCCUGUGAAACUUGUGCUUGCAUCUUUUUUUCUCUCGCCUAUGUACUACACUAGGCAUUAUUUUAGGAGCAGGCCUGAGAAGUGAGAAUAGAGGACAGAUGGCUGGCUAGUGCUGAUGGAGGUGGAGGCUGUGGUCAUGUACAUCCCUUGCUGAGAGGAUUUGAACCUGGCGGAUGUGCUGGGCUUGGUGCUGGUGUGAUGGUGACAGGCCACGCCAGCAUGGCUUCAUAUAUGUGAUAUCAAAUCAGCUGGGUGGAGGAGCUGCGAAGUGGGAGCCAGGAAUCGAGGCAAGCGCGCGGGACGGCUUCUCGGGGACAGUGACGCCAUACUUAAGGGGAGAAUGAGCAGUAAUAAAGAAAAACAAGAUGGGUUACCAGAAAUUUAUUUAAGGCCUUCAUACCAUCAUGGCCAAGGACAAGGAGCUCAUACCUUCAGUGACACUGAGCCCAAUGUUUGGGAGGACACUGACAGUGAGUCAUGGACUGCUGUGGUACCAGAAGUUACUGUCAGUUCACCUCCAUUCACUGCCUCUAGUCUAUGCCAGAGAGAGGAAAUAGAAGGUGGAUCAUCUCUUGAUAUGCCAGUUGGUGGAACUUUUCAAGAAAGGGAGACAGAGACUAAUUCAGAAGUAACUCAGGGUAGUCCAGAAGCAGCUGUGCCACAGUCACAGGAAUGUGAACAGAAGACACAGUUGGAUACAGGCAGAAGCCAAAUUCCAAAGCAAAGAGGAGAAACUCCUGGCUCGGAUUGUCCUCCAGUGGCUGGGAUCACUGCUUUUGUAAGAAGAUUUGGACAGCCACUAAAUUUAGAUACUCAAACCCAAGUAGCUCGAAGCAGUGAGCUUAUUUUCUCCCCUGGAGGAGACCAGGGAUUCAUAGUACCUGGAGGUGUUCAUGCCUACUAUGGCAGCACCUCUGACAUAGAGACUCUUGAGUGGGCAGAUAAUGGUGGUUUAGCUUUGGUGCCCAUUCGUGAUGCAGUUGAAGGUGCAGAUGCUGGCCAAUCCCCAGACCAGGCCAUGGACAGUAGUGUGGAGGACCUAGAACGCAAUUCUCCAGCUGGCCUUAGUACUCCAGAUGCAGAAGUAGAUCUAUCUGUCAAUUCAGGAAGAAGACUGGGUAGCAAAAAACCCCAGAAAGGAAUCCGACCCCCAGCAGUAGGACAGAGUGAGGAGGUGUUGGUGCAGGCUUCCCGUAAGGACUUGGGAUCAACUGAUGGUGAAGAGUCUGAGGAAGAAAUCAGAAAAAAAUCACAACCUGAGGCUACAGCAGCCAGUCUGAAUAAUGCAGAGGGUCAGUUGGGAUCCCUUGGUAGUCAGUCAGAAAACACAGACAGUUUGAGUACAGUUCUAGAGAUGAAACGGGGUGAGGUGCAAGGCUGUGAAAGAGACCAUGUUUCUAGCACCACAACUGCUACAUCUGCCCCUGGAAGUGAGGCAUCCCUCAUUCAGCCAACAUUUAUUGUAGGUGGUCUUAUUAGUCCCCGGGGAAAGUUGAGACAGUUCCAGGAUGCUGUGAGGGGCAGGAUGCAGGAUGUAAAGGCCUCAUUGAACUUGGUAUCAAGCAUCACUGAUGACCCACUGGACCGCCAGCACUACUUGAACCAACUCCCACUUUGUCCUUCAGUUCCACCCUCUGAGCCGGAAGUGUCUUUGGCUUCUUUGGUUUCAAUGGAGUCCACAAAUCCUCCAGAAUCUUCUGAUAGAGUAACCUCUCCCUCGGUGCUCUCAGUUUCCAGUGUUGCUUCCAGUAAACGGAUGGAGUGGGAUUCAGGUGCUGAUGUUGGCUAUCUAGGAACAAAUACACAUGUGACUCCUGCUGCUUCACUCAGCACCUUAGAGAGAAUUGCACUUGGUAGUUAUGCAUCUGUGCUCAGGACAGAACCAGAAGGCACAACCCAAGCCAAGGAAAAGCAAAGAGGGAUGAAAAAAGGAGGAAAGUCUGGAACCAUAAAAAGCAGUACCAAAGGGACCUCAAGCAAGUCUACUACUGAUCUGCCAGCAUCCUCCCCCUUGCACUCAGCCAGGACUCAUCAGAACCGGGUAGACAAGGCUUAUUUGUCUUCCAGUGAAGAAAACUUAAGUAACAAAUUAUCCAGCCCAACACAGAGUCCCCGCCGGCGCUUACGCCGCCGGGCACUGCAGACCAGCCCUCAAGAUGCAGAGGUCCCGCUUAGGAGAUCCAACAAAGCCUUGCAUUCCAUUAACAGGGCACUCAAGGAAACCAAAUUAGAACAUGAUAGGGAAGGUAAAUCUUGCAGUUUAGUGGAGCUGGCCACACCAGCAGUCAGUUCUGAUCAAUGUCAAAGGAGUAACAGCCAACAGUCUCUACCUUCUGUGAGGUCCUCACACACCAGAUCCAGUGUCAGUGGUGUGGCAGAAAAAGUCUUUUCAGGGACAGUAACCAGUGCCUCAUGGAAUAAAAAGGGGGAGCAAAUGGUAACCAACACAUCCACAAGCACCAGCACUCUUGUGCAGAGUAUGUCACCUCUCCCAGUGGCUGGCACCUCGGCCUGCACCACUGUCAACCCUGCUACAACAGAUGUCUCGCAACACCAGCCAGUAGAAAAAAAACACAAAUCUGUAACAGGUGAUUCAAGGUGUAGCUCCACAUCUUCUCUUACAAUACAUGACAAAGAAUAUUUACGUUAUCAACAUGGAAGGCCAUCUUGGACUUCAAGUGGCAAUGACAUCAGUUCCAGAUCAGAAACAAGCUCACCUGCAUGGCUGCCCUCACACACUGACACUGAAAGUCUUACUUCCCGGCCACUCUCAACUGAUGAGCUUGGUGACCUGAAGGCUCGCAAAAAUAGUGAAAAUGCAAAAAAUCACGAAUACAUGGUUAGAAGAGGUAGCAAUAGUGACUUAGAAAGCAGGGACAUGAGAGAAGAUAGCAGUUCCUCUAGCCAAGGACACUUGACGGACCUUCAGAAAGUUGCUGCAGAUGUUGAAUCAACUCUAGAGAACCAAGUGUCCCUUCAAUCCUUCAACAAUGCCCUCCAUGCACUGUCAGUCAAGCUUCAGGAGCAUAUUCAGGCUCUGCUAGACAAUGGUUCUCUCAGGAAGGUGCAAGAUUAUAACAAAUUACAAGAUUAUGUACGUUUUGUGGGCAUUCCAUCUGUCACAGAAGAAGAGUGUCGACUAAGGCAAGGUGUAGCGGGUGUUAUUACUCGUAUGUUUGGAGAAAUUGCCUUUGACCAUCCUCAGGUCACCACUGACACUUCAAACACUUUCACAUCAGAAACUUCAGACUCUCAUGCUGGUGAUCAGAGGCACCCCACUCCAGGAACCUGUGAAGAGCUGGACAUCCCAAUCCCCUUGGUCGAAUGUGGCAGCAAGAAGGAUGAACAAGCAAGUGAUAACAGGGAGCAGGGACAGCAGGACAGUGGAGGGAAUGAGAAUGACCAGUGUCACACUAGAGAACAGAAAGAACAGAGAGAAAGAGAGGAACAGGAGAAAGGUGUUGUUGAGCAAGAUCGGUGCACAACUCCCGGAGGCACUGUGGUGGUUGUACCAUACCGUCCCCCGUCUGCCUCACGCACAUACUUCAUGGCUGUGUCACACGAAUGGGAAGCAGGUUUGGUGGAAGGAGAACACGUCCCUGCUGUUGUUAAUGCAGACUUGUCCCGUGGCCAGGCAGAGGGCAAGCAGGAGGAAAAAACUCCAACAACUCAUGUUACACCUCGCUUACCAUCUGAGAAUAGUUCCAUCAAUGAAUGUGAUUCUGAAAACCUUGUCAAUGUGGAGGGAGCCAUAAUUAUGGAGGAGAAUCACAGGGCACUCUCCAGCCUCCCUGAUGACCAAUACCAGUUAGGAAGGAGCCAGGACAUUGGCAGUCCUCAUUCUGAGUCUUCUCCAGGCCACAGCAACAGUUCUCCGCUCCACACCUGGCCCAGGGAAGAGCCCAGCAGUAGCCAGUGGUGGGCAGGAGGUGGCAGGUGUGAGCGGCUGUACCAGGAUCGGCAAGGUGGCUUGCAUGUAGCUCACCAGCCUCCAGAUUACACUGAUGACCACGACGACAGCCAUCCCAGCGAAUCCCCCUCAGAUCAUGACCACCACCACCACCGUCAUCACAGUGGAGAGCCUGGAAGGCUGCCCGUCCAUCCUUGGACCAGCUCAGGCUCAGAAUCAGCUUAUGAAACUAUUAGAGAGAGACACAGACAUGUGGAUGAGGCUCUGGCAUCCAGCUUUGAGUUCUACUCUACCUCUCCACGUGAUGCUCGCUUACUUGGCUAUGUCUCCAGUGAGGGCCAGGAGGAAGAGGAGAGGCAGAGAAUUGAAUCUCCUGUCCCACCUGAGAGUUCUACAAGAAGUGAUUCAGCCACUCAAUCCAAAACACUGAGUCGGCCUUGGCAGCACCAGCAACAGUCUGAAAGCCAUAAUUCUACUCCUUCAAGUUGCACAGAUGCCCAAGAUGUGAGCUGUGAGAUCUCCUUCAUUCAGCUUCAAAAGCAGAAGUAUGUCAGAAAGAUUCAGCGGCACAUCCAUACUCUUGAGAAACUAGAGAAAGCCUUGUUGGAUCAGCUUGGAGACAGCAUUGGUUCUGAAGGUGCCUUUAAGCAGAAGGUGACCAAGGCUAACUCUGGCACAGGAUCUGACACCACUGGCAAUAUGCAGACCCAUAACCUCCUGGGUCAUUCAGAUACCACAACUAGUAGCAUCAUGUCAAGUGAAGAUAGUACACAUGCAACCAAAAAACAGAAACAUUUGUCUCAUUAUCCUAGGAAGGUUUCAAGAAGCACUCAUUUCUCAGGUCAAGAAAAUUCAUUUCCAUCCAAUGAUGGAAAGGGAGAAGAUACAAAGCUGUCCCAGGGACCUUCAGGCAUUUCCCAGUCAUAUUCAUCUUCACCUAGAGUUAAUAUCAGUCAAUUGAGCUCUGACGUUAACAGUUCCAGAGCUUCAACGAUGAGGCAGGUGGAGGAAGAGGUCAGGAAGCUGGCUAGCACUGAAGAACGGUCACGAAGAACUGUACUACAGUCUCAUCCCAGCCCCAGAUCCUGGGCUUUACACUCCCAUAACAGAAAAAUACCAUGGGAAAAGGGAGACGCUUUACAGUCUGGGUUCAGCAGCCAGAGUGUUCAUAGUUAUAGCCCAGAAGUUACUUUGUCAGGUCAAAGGAGAUCUUCAGCAGUUGAAUCCUCUGCUGUCAGGACUAUAGCAGGUGGUGGCAGCAGUUCUGAGUUACAGUCAGCACGAGCUCUUCCUAUAUCUGAGGAAAGUGGCAGUGAUCUGCCUGCCUUGGAGGACCAGAUAUCUAGACAGGGUGAUGGCAGGGAGUCCAAGGAGAAGAAUCACAUUGGAAAAGUUAAUCUUGCUACAUUCACAAGUGGUAGAACGUUGACUUUCAAGUCACCAGCAGCACAAGGAGUUCCUGUUUCUGAAUCUCCCACUGGUGAUGAAAUUGUAUCCAAGGACUUUGGACAGAUGUUUCCAAGCAAUGAGUGUAUUGCUCAGAGGAGUGAAAGGAAAGGGGAAAGUAUUGGAGUGCAGACUGGUGACUCACUCUUGUAUGUGGGAAAGAGUUCCAGAAAAAGGGGAAGCAGGAUCUCAGUCAGUUCCAGUGAGAGGGAAAGCACAACAGAGUCACUGAAAAACAAGAAUUUGGGUAAAGUUAAACAGACUUCCCAAGCCAAUGAAGACACUCGGUACACUAAAAAGCACAUUGGAAAAUCCAGCCAUGGAAAAAUCACAGAUAAGAUUAAAUCUGUUUCAAAUAGGAAAUAUCGUGCUGAGAAGACUUACAAAUCUAAUGAAGUCAGCAAGGAUAGGGCAGUGGUAAAGGGGAUGAAAAACAAUAGAGAAUCAAGAUCUAAAUCAUGUGAGCAGUUAAUCAAUGAAAAAAUAAGUGCAAAAAAAGGAACUUUAAGGGACAAGCCUAUGCCUUCAAGAAAACAUAAAGAUGUAACAAAAUCAGAUAAAGAGGAAAGAGCAAAACUGGAGAACAGAUCAGUGCCCUUUAAAGGUAAACCAAGACCAAAAUCAGGUAGUGAAGACAGGACUCUUAGUAGUCAGUCUUCCUUGUCCCACUCAGUUGAGAGCAUCAGCCUGGAAUCCUGUGAAUAUGGUGGAACAUCAUCAAGUAAGGCUGAGUCAUUUCAGAAUGAAGGAAAGUAUUACGAUAGCAAUGAUGAUAAUAGCUUCUCUACAGAGUGUUCAAAGGAAAUUGAGCAGCUUCCACAAUCUGACCUCACUGGUAAUAUCAGUGAAGACACCAGCCAAAGCCACCAUCCUCCUCCAAGGAAACAAAAGUACAACAAAAAGGUCCAGUCCAGCAUUGAAGAACCUGUAGAGGGCCUCAAAGGAGGGGCUGAGGAGUCACCAGCUUCAGAGCCACCAGGAUGGUUGUCGAUCUCUCCUCCCAUGCCGAAGGACAAAUCUAAACAAAAAGCUAAACCUUCAAUAAUUAGUGUUAAAAAGUCCAAAUCAACAAAGAAUUUCAACUCUCAUAAACCAACUCAGAGCAAAGUAGAGGAAAACCUUAAUAGAGCAAAUCUUAUGAAAAACCACAUACAGGAAGUGACAGAGUCUCAUGUCACUAGCAAGAACAAUGGCCCAGCAAGACUUGGGGAGCAUACAAAGCCAGCCACACUGAAAGUUGGAUGGGUAAAAGAUAAAGAAAUGUGUGAACAGAAGAAACCAGUCACAUUUGAAGUAACUUUUCUUAAGCAAACAAAUGAAUAUGUAAAGUCAAAGCCAGCAGCCUUCACCAGUACCACCAACACUGCCAACACCACCACUAUUCACUCCACUAAGAAAACCAUGACACUUCAGGAAGCACUGGCCAUGGCUCGACCAGAUUACCUACGAGAUGCAGGUGACCGCACUGCUCUGAUUCGACUGAAGCGUGAGAUGCGACAAGCAGCUCAGACCCAAAACCAUCAAGUGCUGGCUCAACUGCCUCCCAAUUUACAGACUCCUUCUACUCUCCAACGCUUCCUUUAUAAGUCAGAUUUGGGGCCACUUUUCUCCUAUAAGGAUAUUAGGGAGCAGAACCAGAGGCUGUACAGCUUGCUGCCAGAAGCCAAAGCACCAGGAGCCAGGCAGCAUCUUUCUGCCGUUCGCCACACAAACAGACUCCUAGCCAAUCUUUAUAGCCAGCGGCUGAGGAAAAAGGUGAUUCAAGGACGGGUCUCUCAUGCCCACAAGGAGGUGGUCUCUCCCCUGGUGCAUCGUGCCCUUCAGCAGUGAGCCUUCUCUCCUACCAAGACACACCACCUGUAUUCUAUAUCAUUAACUAGUGACAAAUUGGGAGUGUUUCAUUGAUUUAUUACAUUUCUGGUGUUUGCAUUUUAUAAGAAUUGUGCUCUUUGUAUGUUGACUGCAUGACCUGAUACUCAGUAGUUUUUUAUUCAUUGCUUAAAUGUAUAUACUCAUAUUUAGUGGUACAAAAUUGCUUUUGCAGUACAAAUGUAUGUUAAUGAUAUAGUACACUUACAAAUUUAUUAUAAAGUCUUUAUACUUAUUUAUGUACAGUGUAUUUCCAUAUUCUCUGCAUGCUUUAGAAGGAUAUAUGAAAGGAUCAGGAGCUGUAAGUCACUUUCCAUGGUACCUGAAUGUACUUGUAUAGACAUUUCGUCUUGAUCAAUACCUAUUAAAAGGAAUAUUGGCACAACACAUGCUUAUAUAGUAUAUAUAUAUAUAUAUAUAUAUAUAUAUAUAUAUAUAUAUAUAUAUAUAUAUAUAUAUAUAUAUAUAUAUAUAUAUAUAUAUAUAUAUAUGAAACAAAAUCACCAUCUCAAGGAUAAAUCUCUUCAUAUCAACAAAAGUCUUGGCAGUCCUAUAGAAAUAAUGUAGCUGAGUUUAUCACAUGCGUGCCAGUGAAUGCACACACACACAGUACUACUAGUUGAUGUCACUUACCUGUUGUAUGAUAUAAUAGUAUGUGAUCAUCCACUCAAACAAACUAUCAUGUUUUUACUCCUCUCUAAUUUAGAAGGUUGAUAUUUACAACUUUCUUUAGCAGGAGCAUUUUGGCUUCCAGAUUUAGGUGUAAGAAAUUCAAAAUUAUAUACAAAUAUAUUUUGUUACUUUGAAAUAAACUAUGUACAUCAGAAA
Molecule: messenger RNA, 8140 nt
Organism: Portunus trituberculatus (swimming crab)
Lineage: Eukaryota; Metazoa; Arthropoda; Malacostraca; Decapoda; Portunidae
Exons: 13
Coding region: 428-7273 (2281 amino acids)
Source: RefSeq, a predicted model, not a curated record